AUAGGCACGGCCUCCGCCGUGUGGUCCUGCGGGGAAGGCUCCCUCUGUCUCUCUUGUCUUUUGGCCGGCUUGACUCGGUCUCUGAGUGUCUCCAAGGCACAGUCUGUGUAUCUGUCUCCUGUGGCCUCUCCCUGUGCAUCCCAUCUAUCCUUCGCCUGUCUCUCUGUGAACUUAGUUCUGUUUCUCUUUGCAGUUCUCACCGCUCUCUGAAGUACUCUGUCCCAUUUUCCGUCCUCUCACUCUGAUCCCUUACUUCUUUCACUUUCCUAGGAAGCCAUCUCCCUCUCUUAUCCUUCUUGGGUCCCCCAGAUCUCCCGUUUCUAUCUUCUGCUGGUCGGACAGGGACGCCUAGUCUUCGCCUCUUUUUCUGCUUGAGCUCCUACAGCGACUUUGGCUCGCGGUCGCCACCGUGUGGCCAAUAGGGAGUCCUUGAUGGCGGCGAGGCAAGCAAGCGAUGCUGUGGUCUGGACGCGAUGUCCAGAGGUGGUGCGACCCACGCCAGUGUAAGGGCACGCCUCAGAGGUGGUGUGGGACGCCAGCAGAUGAUGUGUGACUGUAUGACAAGCGAGACUGUGGGCCACUGUGUAUGGCAUUGGACCUGAGAGAGGAACUGCCUGGAGACUGUUCCCAUGUCCAACAACAUGGCCAAGAUCGCUGAGGCCCGCAAGACCGUGGAGCAGCUGAAGCUGGAAGUGAACAUCGAUCGCAUGAAGGUGUCGCAGGCAGCAGCCGAGCUUUUGGCUUUCUGCGAAACCCACGCUAAGGAUGACCCACUGGUGACUCCUGUCCCCGCCGCCGAGAAUCCCUUCCGCGACAAGCGACUCUUUUGCACCCUGCUCUGAGCCCUCAAGACAGCUUUAUCCUCCCCCUCAGAAGUAUGAAUCCAAUAAACUUGCUGACUUGGUGGUGCCUGC
Mus caroli (Ryukyu mouse) is the source of this 914-nucleotide messenger RNA. The record is from RefSeq and is a predicted model, not a curated record. NCBI's taxonomy places the organism in Eukaryota, Metazoa, Chordata, Mammalia, Rodentia, Muridae.